AGAAAGAAAAAUUUGAAAAAUUAUCGAUAAAAAAGAUCCACAAAAAGAUUCAACAUGAUGAAUGAUGAUUAAAUGACAUUCACGCAUACUCAACCAAUCUAUAUAAUAAAAAUAUCCAUCCAUUCAUUAUCAUUGUGUUGAAAACCACCGAAUAUCUUCGACAAUAACAACAAGAACAACAGCAACAACAACAACAACAACAACAACAAGGAAGAAUUGAGGAAAACAAAUUUGGUUUCAUAUUUCUAUUUUCAGUGUUUGUGUGUGUGUUUUUUUUGAUAACUUUAAAAAAAUUUUUUUUUGCCGGCAAUCGAUUAUCAUCAUAAUCAUCAACAUAUUGAGGCAAUACAAGUGAAAAUAUUUCCCAAAUGCAAAUGUUGUCACAAUAAAUGGAAUAUUAGCCAUAUCACAGAUUUUUAUCCAUCAAUUUUUUUUUCUCACAUCCAUUGUCUCAAUAUAUUUGAUUUUACAUUUUUAGUGUAAUAAUAAUAAAAAAAAUUGUAAUUGUAAUUAAUCUAAAUACAUUUCCAGGCAACCUUUCUAUCAUUACCUUAUGAUGGUGAUCAUCAUCAUUAUUAUUAACUGCCAUCAUCAUCAUCAUAAUUUAUAAUUUAUAAUUAUCGUCAUCAAAGAAAAAAAAACUAAUUUUUCAUCUUCCUCAAUUAUUGUAAUAUAAUAUCACAACUAAUUCAAGUGCCACCACCAUCACAUAACAUUCGAUUUGUUGUUGUUGUUGUUUUUAUUUUUCUGCUUCUGCUGUAAAAAUUGAAGUUUUAAUUGUUAAUAUAUAAUAAUUUUUUAUGAUGAUGACCUUUUAAAAAAGAAAAUGUUGUAACAUCAAAAAAUAGCAAAAAAAAAAACAAGCCACAUCCAAUUCAACCAUAGUAGUAGCUUCGUUUAUUAAUUUAUUGUAUUUUUUUCUUCAACAUUCUUCUGUUUUUUUUUUUUUGUUUCCGAUCAUUUUCGUUUAUUUUAUUGAUUUGAUAAAAAAAAAAUUUUCAAUUUUUAUUACUAGAAUGGCCUGUAACGAGGAUCCGGAAUUAAUUUUCACUAAACAAGAACGUAUCGGUAAAGGUUCAUUCGGUGAAGUGUUUAAAGGCAUUGAUAAUCGAACACAGCAAGUGGUAGCCAUAAAAAUUAUUGAUCUUGAAGAGGCUGAAGAUGAGAUUGAAGAUAUACAACAAGAAAUUAUGGUUUUAUCACAAUGUGAUAGUUCAUUUGUGACCAAAUAUUAUGGAUCAUAUCUUAAGGGUACAAAAUUAUGGAUCAUUAUGGAAUAUCUGGGUGGUGGUUCGGCUUUAGAUCUAAUGAAAGCCGGACAAUUCGAUGAGAUGCAUAUUGCAGUCAUUCUUCGUGAAGUUCUCAAAGGACUUGACUAUCUACAUUCAGAACGUAAACUUCAUCGUGAUAUCAAAGCGGCUAAUGUACUAUUAUCGGAAAUGGGCGAAGUUAAAUUGGCUGAUUUUGGUGUUGCUGGUCAGCUGACUAAUACGACAAGCAAACGUAGUACGUUUGUUGGUACGCCAUUUUGGAUGGCACCCGAAGUGAUCAAACAAUCUGCUUAUGAUUCCAAGGCUGAUAUAUGGUCAUUAGGAAUCACUGCAAUUGAAUUAGCAAAAGGUGAACCACCCAAUUCCGAUCUACAUCCUAUGAGAGUAUUAUUUUUGAUUCCUAAAAACAAUCCACCUCAAUUGACUGGCAACUAUAGUAAACAAUUUAAAGAAUUUGUCGAAGCCUGUCUCAACAAAGAUCCUGAAAAUAGACCAUCGGCAAAAGAAUUAUUGAAAUAUCCUUUCAUAAGAAAGGCAAAGAAAAAUUCGUUCCUAAUCGAUUUGAUUGAAAGAUAUAAACGAUAUAAAGCUCAAGGUGGUGGAAAAAGUGAUAGUGAUUCCGAUGCCUCUGAUUCUGAUGAUGGAAAAGGCAAGUCAACGGUUGAUACAUUAACAUGGGAUUUGACAAUCAAACAGAAUCCAAAACAAUCAAAUAAAAAACCAUUGAUAAAAGAAAUGGAACAAUUAUCGAUGAAUAAUCAUCAUGAAAACAAUAAUGUUUUACAUAAUGAUUCCGAUGGUGAUAGGUCAAUAAACAAUGAGAAUAAUAAUGCUGCUACUGUUACAAACGAUGUUAAUGUCGAUGUGAUUGGUAAACCAAACAAGAAACCUGUUGCGAAAUCGCCAUCUUCAAAAGAAUCAAAAUCAUCAUCAUCAAAUAAACAGGAAAAUUCACAUGUUAUCAAUAAUAAUAAUAAUAAUAAAUUGAUGAAUAAAAAAGAAAACCAACAACAACAACAACAACAACAGCAGCAGCAACAUUCACCAUCACAAUUACACCAUCGAUCUUCUAGUGCUAAUAAUAAUAUAACCGAUAAUGUGAUUGAAAAUUCUAUCAAUGAUAAAAGACAUUUUAUUGGUGAUGAAAUUAAUCGAAACAAGCGUCAUAAUGAUAGUGAUAUAAAUCAUCAACAACAAUUACCCAAACAUUCAUCAUCAUCACCAUCAUCUUCAUCAUCAACAUCGAAAAAUUAUGGUCCUCGAAGCCUUAACAAUAAUAAUGGUAGCCAUCAUCAUCAUGAAAUACAUUCAAACAUUAAUAAUAAUAACAACAACAAUAACCACAGUCAACCAUUAUCAUCAAUAUCGAAUAAAGGUAUCGAACAUACAACAUCAUCGAUUAUUAGUCAUAAUUCGUCGAAUCAUAAAAUUCAUUCCCAAAAUACGAUAUUUGCCAUCCUAAAUGAGCUAAAGAAAAGAGAAAAUCCACGUGAUAAUAUUGGUGAAUCGAAUAUCAAUAUGAUUGAUAAUCUAAAAAAUGCAUUUGAAACAGCUGAACAAUCAUUUCCAGGAGUAUCGGCAUUGUUUAUCGAUGAAAUUGUUUCAAGUCUAGCAGCUUCGAAUAGGAAAUAGGUGAAAAAAAAACAACUACAGUGAUAUAAUUUAUCAGAAAUUAAAUUUUUUUUUAUUCAUUCGUUAUAAA
This is a messenger RNA of Dermatophagoides farinae (American house dust mite), 2973 nucleotides long. NCBI's taxonomy places the organism in Eukaryota, Metazoa, Arthropoda, Arachnida, Sarcoptiformes, Pyroglyphidae. The record is from RefSeq and is a predicted model, not a curated record.